Molecule: messenger RNA, 817 nt
Organism: Hyaloscypha bicolor E
Lineage: Eukaryota; Fungi; Ascomycota; Leotiomycetes; Helotiales; Hyaloscyphaceae
Exons: 1
Coding region: 146-730 (194 amino acids)
Source: RefSeq, a predicted model, not a curated record
GUCCUGGGAUCAUCGAACUGCCCCAGAUCCAACGGCCUGCACGUUGUGUAACCAACUCGAGGAGGAGGCUGGUGGUUGUGACGCGGAGCGAACUCAGCCUGUGUUGUCUUGGAACAUUGCGAGCCCAUGAGGCUGAGGUGAGGAGAUGCGUCCGUGGCCUUGUGAAACAAAAUGGGGCGCACGCCGGAGCCCUCUGUGCAUCUCCAGUUUCAUGAAAAAUGCCUCCCUCCUCUCCGCGCCAAUAUCCGCAUGCGAAAUUUGGCAGUUGUUUUGCACCCCGCAUUGCGAGCAGGCCUCCAAUUCGCUGAUUCGCAACCUCGCGCUUAUUAAUCUUAUCAAUAUCUCAGUUUCAGUUUCCCAGGCUCCCAGCAGCGUAUUCGGUACGGCCGUACGAGCUUGGCGGCGACAAGGAACGCGGGUUAAUAAAACGGCGGACUCUCCAAAUAGAAAGCCGAUGUCGCCCCUGAUGUCAGCAAGCAGAUUGCACUUUUUUUUCACUACUUUGCAGAGGAAACACAGUACGAAGCGUCGAAGAGCAAGAGGGGUCCUACAGUAUCGCCAGGACUUGCUCUUUGGCAGUUGUGCGAUGCUCCUGCGGGGGAUGUGCCAGAUCCCUAAUCAUCAGUUCAUCCCGAUGCCACCUCCUCCACCAACACCAACACCAGCGCUCCACCGUAUUAGCAUAUCUUUUCAAUCUGCAUCUGCGUGCAUUUCGGCAGUUGUCAACUGACUUGCCAACUCAACACCAUCUUAGUAGUACGGCACCAGCCACAGCGCAAAGCUCACACGAGUAAUUGCCAAUCCCUUGCGAAUGUCU